Molecule: messenger RNA, 1660 nt
Organism: Dendrobium catenatum
Lineage: Eukaryota; Viridiplantae; Streptophyta; Magnoliopsida; Asparagales; Orchidaceae
Product: stomatin-like protein 2, mitochondrial
Exons: 9
Coding region: 116-1348 (410 amino acids)
Cellular component (GO): membrane
Source: RefSeq, a predicted model, not a curated record
UCACCCCGGUCUGCGAAGCUUGCUCUCCAGCUAGAGGAAAAAGCUCAAUACACCUCGGUCCAGGUUUUUGCGAGGGUUUUCUUCCAGAAUCCAAAAAUCAUUCCGGAAACAGAAAAUGGCUCUGUGGAGAGCAAGACCCUCCGGAAUCGCUCUUGCCUCCUCCAUCGCCCACCACGCUGCAGCAUCUUUCCGCCGCUCAAGCCCCUUCAACCAAAAUCCUCCCCCUGUCCUCCUAAUCCGCCAUUUCCGCUCUGGCCGCUCCCGCGAUGACUUCUCGGCAGCUCGCUAUGAGCAACCAGGGCCGCCGACAAACUGGGGCAUCCGCAUUGUCCCCGAGAAGAAGGCAUUCGUAGUGGAACGAUUCGGGAAGUAUCUUAAAACCCUAUCCUCUGGGAUUCACCUCCUUGUUCCCUUCGUUGAUAGAAUCGCUUACGUUCACUCGCUCAAGGAGGAGGCGAUCCCGAUCCCGGACCAGUCUGCCAUUACCAAGGAUAAUGUCAGCAUACUCAUUGAUGGAGUUUUGUACGUCAAGAUUGUUGACCCGUGUCUUGCUUCGUACGGAGUGGAGAACCCGAUAUAUGCGGUGAUCCAGCUGGCCCAAACUACUAUGAGGAGUGAACUUGGGAAGAUUACUCUUGAUAAGACAUUUGAAGAGCGGGAUACUCUUAAUGAGAACAUUGUGAGGGCAAUUAACGAGGCUGCUACUGACUGGGGUUUGAAGUGUUUACGUUAUGAAAUAAGGGAUAUAUCACCACCUCCUGGAGUGAAAGCUGCUAUGGAAAUGCAAGCUGAGGCAGAGCGAAGAAAACGUGCUCAAGUACUGGAGUCUGAAGGAGAGAGACAAUCAAAUAUAAACAUUGCUGAUGGGAGGAAAAGUUCUGUGAUCUUGGAAUCAGAAGCUGCAAUGAUGGAUCAGGUAAAUAGGGCUAAAGGUGAAGCUGAAGCUAUACUAGCUAAAUCUCGAGCAACUGCUGAAGGACUCAAGUUAUUGUCAACGGCAAUUAAAGCGGAUGGAGGAUUUGAGGCAGCAGGCCUAAGAGUCGCUGAACAAUACAUCACUGCAUUCUCCUCAAUAGCAAAGGAGGGAACAACUAUGUUGCUACCGACUGCCGCUGGUAAUCCAUCUUCUAUGAUAGCUCAGGCUCUCUCCAUAUACAAAACACUUCAGUUUGGGAGCUCAAACGGUCGGAUUCCUGGCCAGGGGGAAAACAAGGCCGAAGAUCUUACUGGUACAGAGGCCACUGACACAACUCAUUCGUGGACAUCAUCCAUUUCCAAAGCUUCAAGUCCCACUACAGAUACCAGCAGUAAGGGAUUCUCUCUUGCAAAGCCCCAUAAAGAUGAGUAGCCUACCUUUGCAUUGAAGUUAAAUAAUGGAAACAUAAUAAAAUUUUGGCAAUUUGUUUCUUGUAUUUGAACCUGCAGCCAUAGGUCUUAAAACCUUUUGGCUCUUUCAUUUUGAAACUCCCAAUACUAAAGUUGUAUUCCCUAUAUCUUCCUACAGCAAGCAGGGAUGAGGUUUAGAUUCUUUCUCUCCAUAUUAAUUUGUACGAGGCAUGUCUUUUUGGCGUUAGCCUUCAAAUUCAUCCAUCAUUAAAGGAAAUGGUGAGAGAGCUAUUGGCAAUUUACUAACUUGUGGUAAGUAGUGAAGUUUUAUUUU